AUGGUGACACCUUUACUGCCGGUACAUUCCCACAACCUAAUGAAAGCAUUGAACACCACCUGGAGUGCUAGAAGAGUUGUACAAUCUAACUGGGUGGAGAUAGGUGUGAAAGAUGUAAUUGAGAACGUAAUAGUGUUACUGCGCAAGGAUCCCGAAAAUAACGAGAUCAGAGCCCAAGCUGAGGGAUGGAUGCCAGAGUACGAGGAGAUCCGCCAUGCGAGCAAGAAUAUGACCGAGCGAGAUAAGAAGACCCGAAUGGAGUACUUACUGAGAAAGAUUGAGGGUAUGUUGCGUAUAUAUGCUGAGACGAGGGGGCAUGCUGAGGAGAUUCCUGCUUAG
Messenger RNA from Glarea lozoyensis ATCC 20868, 339 nucleotides. RefSeq lists its product as uncharacterized. The coding region runs from base 1 to 339 and encodes 112 amino acids. The transcript has 3 exons. The record is from RefSeq and is a predicted model, not a curated record. NCBI's taxonomy places the organism in Eukaryota, Fungi, Ascomycota, Leotiomycetes, Helotiales, Helotiaceae.